UACCCUUCCUUCCCUUUCCCCAAUCCAUCGCCGUCACUGUAAUUUCAUCCGAUCGAAAAACUCUAUUGCUCGGCAAUGGAGUCCUCAGAGUCGUCACCGUUCGAUUCGUUCAAGUCAAAGAAGGUAUUCCAUUCGGUCUCCAAAUCAUCACAGUCCGAUCAAACGACCAGAGCUUCGGAUCAGAAUCCAUGGAGCUCCAAAACCCCCGAGAAGCCGACGGACCCUCCUCGCCGUGCUCGAAACCAUCUCACCGCAAUGUCGAUAAAAGAAGUGAAACAGUUCGCGAAAGGGCUCCAAAAAUCGAAUCAGGACCGACCUAUUCGGAGCGACCAAAUCAGUUCUGCCAGACAGCAGAUUGCGUUGCAGCGGAGCAAAUCUCCGGCGGCAAAGUCGAAGAAGGUUGACAGCUCGAUGAAGCUUCCGGAGAAAUAUGAGAUUUUGAGUAAGUUCUUUGAUAGCUUGGAUUGUUCAAUCCGGCUGCUACGGUUGAAGGGAAUGGUGUCAACAUUUACAAACAUUAGCCCCAAAAUUGAGUACUUGACCGAUAGGAGAUUUUCACAGGGUCAUUUAGCUCAAUUAAAAUUUAUAUUACCAGAGGUGAUUGAGAUAAAUAAGGUUCGUAUUCACAAUGAGCACACAGAUUGCAAGACUUCAGAUCUUCACGUUACCCUGAAUGUCGAUGCAAUUGGGAAUGAUGGGAAGCUGAAAACAGAUAGUGGGAGUUCACAUGCGAGGAAGGCCUUUCGUGCUCGACUUAUGGAUUUCUUCAAAUCCCAUCCCGAGGGGGAUGAAGUUCCGGAGGAAGCACUUCUGGAGCCGUUCAAUCAGUCAAAGCCAGGUGCACCUUCAGAGCAUCAUCCGGCAGCACCCGCAUCCCAUCUGUCUCAAUCUUUCCAGAGGCGCUUUUCACAGAAAGGUUCAUGCCCUGAAGCAUCGAAAACCAACCAAAAACCAUCAACAGCGCCUCUUCAACCUUCAGUUCUUCCAGUUUUGGGACUACAACUUGACCAGAAUUCUAAAGAAGAAACCACUGCAUCUGCUGCUCCAUCUCCCAUUAAAUUUUCUUUGAAUUCAACCACUAGUGGAAAAUGUUUAGAAUCUAGGGCCUCUCUAACUUGUCAAUCAUCAUCUCGUGUGCCUACAACUCCAAUCAAAGAGAGAGAUUCCACAAAGACUGAAGACUGUUCUUCCAUGGGAACUGAUACCAUCCAAUUCACUCCUGCAAAACUUGCUUCAACUCCAGCAAAGCUGAUGAAUACAACACCUGCGCUGCAACCACCAAAGAGGAGCUGUAUGAGCCCAGAUGAUGAUUCAACCAGCUCGCCAGUCAAAUUAGUUAGGCGUCCACCCCGAAGUAGGUCAUUGAAAUUUGACACUCCUGUGAAGAAUGCAAAGGUCGAUGAAGUCGAUGAGAUUGGAGGAUUAUCAGAUGACAAUGAUAUUUUUGAAAUUCUUCCCGAGAGUCUUCUACAAUCGAUAAGAGAGAAAGAAAGAAAAUCAAUAGAGGAUAAGGAUCCAGCCAUCUCACAAGCAAAGUGGCGGAGGCAAAUGAUUGCCAGCUUACCUAGGCUCUUCGACAUGAUUCGUUUACUAUUUCAGUCAAUUAACCGUUCUCUUAUCACAAAAGAGGAGCUUAUACACAGGAUAGUUGCAUGCCAUAUGGAUAUUGUUGACAGAAGAGAAGUCGAAGAGCAGCUCAGAUUGUUGCAAGAAAUAGUUCCAGAAUAUAUUUAUGAGAAGGUGGCAUCAACAGGGGAUAUUCUUAUAUGUGUCAAUAAAAUAUCGUGCCCUGAGGCAAUGCGUGCAGCACUCGCAGAAGUGAAGUGAAGAAAUGCCCAAGGCGAAGUGAUAAUUGAGACUCAACUUUCUAACUUAUUGAAAGAAGCAUGCUAGUGGUGUUCAAUAUGUACUCUACACUUGCUAUUUUGUAAAUUCCUGUUUUGUUUGACGCCUCAUCUAGUUUCAGACCCUUUGAGUAUGGGCUAAAUUUCAAGUGUCUGUUGAGAUGCUUUCCUCUUUUUUUAUAUGUAUAUAUUUUCCUGCAAUUGGAACUUGGAAGUUGCUCAAGCAUGAAUCUGGAAGCUUAUAUGAUGCAAUACUCGCUGCCAUUAAUUGAAAAUUGUGAU
Cornus florida is the source of this 2126-nucleotide messenger RNA. RefSeq names its product CDT1-like protein a, chloroplastic. Gene Ontology annotation, biological process: regulation of DNA-templated DNA replication initiation; DNA replication checkpoint signaling; mitotic cell cycle. The coding region runs from base 76 to 1827 and encodes 583 amino acids. Gene Ontology annotation, molecular function: DNA binding; DNA polymerase binding. The record is from RefSeq and is a predicted model, not a curated record. The transcript is spliced from 7 exons. NCBI's taxonomy places the organism in Eukaryota, Viridiplantae, Streptophyta, Magnoliopsida, Cornales, Cornaceae. Gene Ontology annotation, cellular component: nucleus.